Molecule: messenger RNA, 4422 nt
Organism: Penicillium riverlandense
Lineage: Eukaryota; Fungi; Ascomycota; Eurotiomycetes; Eurotiales; Aspergillaceae
Exons: 1
Coding region: 1-4422 (1473 amino acids)
Source: RefSeq, a predicted model, not a curated record
AUGUCGUGGAAUAAGUCUGGCGGCCGGCGCUUGCCGCAACCAAGGGAUCUUCGAUCUCAACAGCCUGAUGUCUCGUUUCCGGCACCUUCUGGGAUACCCACUCCCGGCAUUACUUAUACUGGCCGAGGUCCUCGAUCUCAGAUUGCACGCCCAGUGAACUAUAUGUCCCGGACACCUAGCAAGGGAUCCUCUCUAUCGGACACCGAGGAUGGUGGCCAGAUUACCGCACUCCCACCGACGUCAAAGCAGAUCCCAAACCGUCCAAAUCGCCAAUCGUUGCUGCCGCGCCCCAACGCUGGUCGUUCGUUAUCUUCAACCUCACCGGUGUCUUCUGUCAGCCUUCCAAACCAUAAUGAGCGCAUUCCUACCUCGCUAUCGACGCCGGAGGUCAACAACCCAUUCGCAUCUGUGAUCCGUCCACAGCCCUCUACGCCCAAACGACCUCGCAACGUCCUUCGCAGGAAGGCUGCGACAAUAGGCAAACAUACCGAACAGAGCCAGUCUCAAAAGCUGAGCUUGGUGAUCCCACAAGAUUCCCGGCCGGAGGAAACCGCCCAGUCCAGCUAUACUCCCUUCUCAGAGUCUCAAACGCCAACGCUGUAUCGGCCUGCCUAUCUCCCAGAGCAGAAGAAUGAGGCCAAGAUGGGUGAACAAGGACCGGCCGAGCUUGCUAGCCUUCGAACCACAGUUGAUACGCAGAACCUCCCUCCUGCUCCUACUCCUUUCUUCCCCUCCGCCAGCACUCCCUCGACAAGAUAUUCCGAGUCUCCUGGGAUGUGGAGCCGAACAUCGACCCCGACUACCCUGUCAUCGUAUUCCCCAGGAAUCGUGCAGUCGGCUAAGGCCGGGCGGCUCAGACAACCAAGCCCUUCUCAAACGAGAAUGCCAUUCUUAUCUCCAUCCACUUCUUAUGCCAGCCCGCAAAGCGAUCGGGCAAGCCCUGUCAUACAAAAACCUACCACACCGGCGAACUCUUCCGGACCAAGCCUGAAGUCUGUGUCGACCAAGAUCCGAGGCCCUCCAUGCAGCCCUCCGCCCAGGAAAUCUUCUGUGAAUUUCAGCCCCCCGCAGAAAUCGGAUAUCAAUGUUGAGCAGGCUCGCAGGGAAGUGGAAGAAGCAGAGAAGUCGCUGUACCAGCCCCAAACUGCCACUCCUGCUGUACCACACUCCGCACCAGAGACACCAUUGACCCCUCCAAGACCGAGCAGAGACGGCACCGAUCGGUUGACCCUCCACAGAACACCGGUGAUCCAAAGCAAUCUGCCGUAUGUCAGAUCAACGGGCCAUACCAGGCGCGAAUCGGCUGAGAAGGUCAUGACCGCCGAACAGCUCAAAACUCACCCAACUCCGAACCGCUCGGCCGCUGCCUCGACAGACUCCGUUCAAUCAAGAAGUCUAUCUCGCAUCCCGACUAGGGAGACCGCGCCCCCAGUCCUCUCUCGGAAAUCACAUCGGACAUUGACCAAGGAGCCACCGAAGGAGAAGGCUCCACCCAAGAUGGCUGACACUCCUAAGCGGUUUGGUCUUUUCUCGAAGAGGUCCAAGGCCGAAUUGAACGACAUUGCAUCCGAGCAAUCUAGACCAGCCCGGAAGGGCCCUGCAGCCGGAACGGGUCAUGAAGGAUACGGAAAAUACUCACAGCGUGGCAGAAAGUCAAGCGUCAACAGCAGCGGAACAAGAGCUAGGUCGACAAGCACGACGGCUCGAUCAGUGGCCAGUAGCAAGGGCAGCGCGUCUAGUCACCCGGAGCUGGAUAUUGAUGAUUUCCUGAUGGCCCGCCUGGAGCCUGUUAUCAUCAGUGGGGGAGGCAUGGACGGGGCGGCACUCUCGCGAACGCAGAGUGAGCAGAGCAUGAGCAGUGCUAGCGUUUCUUCCACUUCAAAUAUGCCUCGUCAUACCCCAGUUACAUCCUCUGCUCAGUCCACUGAUUCGUUGCCAACAUCGAUUGGGACUUUCGAAGCGCCCAGUGAAUCGGGCUUGGGUCUCAUCUACUCGCAGGCGAAGAGUUUGGCACGACGUCCAAGUAUUAGUGAUAAUCAAAAACCCGCCGCCGAGCAACCUACGGACUAUGCCCGAGAAGAAGCCAAAGAAGGAAAGAAGAGCAAGACCUCGAGGUGGAACCUGUUCCAGAGAAACCGCGGCAAUGAGCAGAAGAGCUUAGUAUCGACUGUGCCGGCUUCCCAUACCGCCCAGCUGCAUGCUUCAAUCUCGCCGGUGGCGAACACUCGGCCUGUUGCACACUACGCAAUGGUCGAUACGGAUUCAGACGAGCUGGAAGAUAUCAUGAAGAAAAUCGAAGAUUCUCCGCCCACCGAAGAGGAGUAUCUCCAGCAUGUGGCGGUUCCUGCGGGCCUGAACAUCCAGAAGAAGCCAUCCAUUCUUCUCCGGUCUCCACCCAAGCUGCAUGGCGAAUUUCAGAGUGAUUACCACGCGUCCCCGAAGACGGCGAUGUUUAAUCGCAACCUCGUGGGACCCAAUCCCGAUGAAAGCCCUGAAGACAACCGUCCCAGUCGACUGGCGUCUGUGGGCCGAAUCCCGCAGGUGGUUUCUCGCCGUGACAGGUCUCACCGGCCUGCUGUGGACUCUUUUUCGCGGCCUUUCUCUGUUGUUGACCUGCCGAAUCUCAUGGCACCGGUGACGGAGGACUUGCAUAAUUUGCCGCCAGCCAACAUCCCGCCUUCGAACGUAUACUCGGAUAUCCGAUCCAGUCAGCCUUCGGACUGGGGAUACGGGUACACUCAGGCGUUCAGCGGCCCCGAACAAGCUAGCGCUCUGGACUUCCUUGCUGGGCCCUAUUCGAACAAUGAGUUUAUUCAUUUCUCUCCGAGCAGGAGCUCGCCGUCUUCCAGCAGCUCGGGAGCAUUGGCGGCAGUGACAGCAGUGGCUCCGAAGCCUGGAUCGGCACCGACUGAAGAUGAGGUAUGGAACGAGUACGACGACCUGAUUGACUACACCCUGUCUCCCGAAAAGCCGAAACCGAACCCACCGGCCGAAGAGGAGAACAAGUUCGAAUUGGCAACUAAGGCAAGCAAGACGCUUCAAGACGAGUUGAACAGCUCCGAUCAACUUCAAUCUUGCCUGCCAGCCGAGUCUGCUCGAUCGAGCACCAGCUCUGUCCGACUCCGACGGUCUAAGAUCAUGUCGGCGCUGCGUGCGUCAACCAUCGCUCCGUCGUCUCAGCCGUCUUACAGUGAUCUUAUCGCCGGAUACGCCGAACACAGCGACGAGCAUUUGAAUGUUCCCGACAUUUCUAGCCAUAUUGAGCAUAGCCCAUCAUCUGAGCACCUUCACGAGCAGCAGUCAACUUUUCUUCAUUCCCUUGCAGCUGCUCCUCCGCCUGCGCCAGCCCCAUCUGAAGAAGGACGAAAGACCGUGCCCGGAUGUUCAGAGCGAGAUUGGGAUGCCGCGACACGCACCAACAUGCGCUCUGCCUCGUUGAUGACCAGUCGCUGGUUGUCGUUUGGCCGAGUCCUCUUCAGCCCGGCACACAACCACGUCAAAACUGGUACUCAUGGGCGAAUCCUUGUGAUUGACGGUUUGGGCAAUGACGACUGGUCUUUUUACUGCUCCUUGACAUACCCCGAUGCAGAAGUCUACAGUCUGAGCGGUAGGCCGGUCUCCACCGCAAUGCCUCAUCCCGCGGCGUGGCAGCCACCGACCAACCACCACACUGUUUACCACAUGGGGUUGGGGAACCCGCUGCCCUUCCCCAAGGACUACUUCACCGUCGCCGUGUUGCGAUUUCCCGCUGCCUGCUCCGAGGCGAUCCUGAGCAAUAUGGUCCAGGAAUGCAAACGUGUGCUCCGUUCCGGUGGCUACCUCGAGAUGAGCCUGCUAGAUAGGGAUAUGGUGAAUAUGGGAGUGCGCUCCCGCCGAGCCGUUCGUCGACUGAAGGAGAUGACCUGUCUCGCAAAUCCGUCCGUCAGCCUCAAGCCGACCAGCGACAACGUCCAGCGUCUCGUCGGCUGCCAGGGCUUCGACAACCUGCAGCGCUGCAUGGUCCGGAUCCCCGUCGCAGGGAUGGUCGUUCGGUCAUCCGACUCGACCACGUCCUCGUCGAACAAAUCCACCACCCCAUCCACCGCGUUCUCGCUGCCCACCAUUUCCGUGACCACCACUUCGGGCAGCCAGAGCAAAUCCCCAUCAGAAGACGUCAACAUCUCCCUCGGGGAUCUGCUAUCCGAUCCAUCUCCCUCACCUGAAAACGACGAGUCCAUCGCCAAGAUCGUGGCACGCGUUGGCCGUUGGUGGUACACGAAAUGCUACGAGGACCCCGUCCUCCCGGACACGGGUGACGGCGAUCCCAGCAUGUGGAAUGACCACAAGGUCCUGCGCGAGUGCCAGAAGCGCGGUACAGGAUUCCGCAUGAUGAUUGCCUAUGCGCAGAAACCGAGUGAAAAGCGGCGCACGGCGAGCGUCUAG